This is a messenger RNA of Pygocentrus nattereri (red-bellied piranha), 813 nucleotides long. RefSeq names its product chromosome 3 C16orf91 homolog (gene uqcc4). NCBI's taxonomy places the organism in Eukaryota, Metazoa, Chordata, Actinopteri, Characiformes, Serrasalmidae. The record is from RefSeq and is a predicted model, not a curated record. Bases 77 to 535 code for a protein of 152 amino acids. The transcript is spliced from 2 exons.
UUAGCCGGGCAUUUUUGAGAGCCGGACGCGCAGCGUGUUACAUGACCUGAGAUGUUCAAUGUGAAGAGUCGUGAAUAUGGCAUCUUCAGCGGUGCGAAGGAUUUUAGCUGAUAUUACGCGGUUUUCUGGAAGACCUGGAACAUCUAGUGUGUGGAGUUUGAGACCAUGCACAGUUCGAGCACUGUCUGUCACUUCACAUUGCUGCACAAAAUCCCUAAAAUCUCCAGGUGGAAAUGAGGACGACCUGUCCAAACCCAUCAAGUUCUCCACAAGUAAAGGCAGCCAUCGGACUUGGAAGGUGGAACGCUCAAUGGGCAGCACACACCAGCGGCCUUGGUGGCAGGUUUUGCCAUUCAGCGUAUUGGGAGUCUCCUUCCUUCUCUGGUGCUUUUUCCGUAAGGAGUCAGAGAUUGACCAAGCUCUCGAAAAGCAGCUGUUUGAAUAUUUACCUGGGUUACUGACAUUCAUGGAGGAGGAAGAGGAGAAAGAGGAGCAAACAGAGGCACUCAAAGAACCCGGGCAAAGGACUAAAUGAAGUCUAUACCUUCAAUAUUUAAAUGUCAUUACUGCAUUGUUUGAAUCCUUUGAGGAGGGAAAAAAAAAAAGAAAGACAGGACUAGUUUGUGAUGUAAAUGAGUUGUGCAGACACUAUUAAAGAUGGUCUUGAUAAUCUUUAUUUGAUGACACUGAAAGUUCAAUAAUUAUUUGGUGUAAGGAAUCUGCUUAUGGCCACGAUUAGCUUUGUGACCCUGACACAAUUGAAGUGUAUGAAUGUCAUGUUAAGUUUGAAAAAUAUAAAGAAUUGUUUACAUA